UCUCACCUUCACCAUGACCCCAUCUGGGGUAGCAGAAUUGCCGGCCCUCUCUCUUUAGUGGGGCGUAGGCAUUUUCCUCCUUUGGAAGAGAAGACCGACCCAAAACCCUCCCGUCCCCCGAUCCCCGAGCCGUCUCUGUUCUCAUCAUCAGGGUUUCUUAUAUCUUCGUUUUGAAUCGGCUGUUUUGUUCCAGCUUCCAUGGAAGGGAACAAAGAUGAUGCGAUCAAGUGCCUCAAAAUCGGGAAGGACGCCCUCGACGUCGGGGAUCGGGCCCGUGCCCUGAAAUUCCUCACCAAGGCUCGCCGUCUCGACCCUAGCUUGCCCGUCGACGAUCUCCUCUCCAAACUUGAUCAGGGACCCGGUGCUAAGCCUGAGGCGAAUUCCAACCCCCCGCCGCCGUCGGAUCAACCCUCUAUCCGGCACCGUGCUCAAUCGAACGGUCCAUCUUCGUCUUCGUCCUCCUCGACGGCGUACACUGAGGAGCAGAUCACGAUUGUGAGGCAAAUUAAGAAGAAGAAGGAUUACUACGAGAUAUUGGGGCUGGAGAAGAGCUGCGCGGAGGAGGAUGUGAAGAAGGCUUACAGGAAGCUGUCACUGAAGGUUCACCCCGAUAAGAACAAGGCCCCCGGGGCAGAGGAAGCCUUCAAGGCUGUCUCUAGGGCUUUCCAGUGCCUGAGCAACAAUGAGAGCCGUAAAAAAUACGACCUUACUGGCUCAGAAGAUCCCGUUUAUGAGCAGCGUGCUGCGAGACGGGGCCCUGCACAAGGGUUCAAUGGGUUUUAUGAAGCUGAUUUUGAUGCGGAUGAGAUAUUUAGGAACUUCUUCUUUGGGGGGAUGCACCCUGCCACUACCCAAUAUCGAACAUACUCUUUCGGGACGGGGAUGGGGCAGAGGAAUGGGGAUAAUGGGUCUGGUGGGUUCAAUUUGAGGAUGCUUAUUCAGUUGCUCCCUGUGCUCUUGAUUCUGCUGCUGAAUUUCCUACCCUCUUCAGAGCCGGUUUAUGCUUUGUCACGAUCUUAUCCUUAUGAGUACAAGUUCACGACUCAAAAGGGGGUAAAUUAUUAUGUCAAGUCCAGAAAGUUUGAGCAGGAUUAUCCCCCGGGUAGUAUGGAGAGAGUGGGGCUCGAAGGGAAGAUUGAGAGGGAUUAUGUCUCGAUACUUGCACAGAAUUGUAGGUACGAGAUCCAGAGGCGGCAGUGGGGUUUUGUGACGGAAACUCCACACUGCGAUAUGUUGCGGCAGUUUGAGGCAGCAGCCUGACGAGAUGAGAUGAGGUUCCCUUAUGAGUUCUAAUCGUUCAUUAUUCUUCCCGAUGAAGACCACUUGGGCUCCAACAUGUGCAGGAGGGCAGUGAUACUGAUGUUUCUUACGGGAUCUGGAACUUAUCUUUAGCUCCUUUUAGCUUCUCACAUGCGACAAGCUUGUGAAGAUACAUAUAUAAGCCUGUUCAUUUCUAGAAUUACUUGUGUCCAAUUAUAGCUCUUGAUACCUAAUGGAAUUUGUGUGCAACGCCGGUGCAUCCACAAACAAUUUUAACUAGGAGGAUACAUUUGUUACUCUCUCCUUCUGAUGGUUCCAUGCCUGGUAUUUAUAGAUAUGCAAUCGGGCUUCCUUACUUCCAA
Punica granatum (pomegranate) is the source of this 1622-nucleotide messenger RNA. Lineage: Eukaryota; Viridiplantae; Streptophyta; Magnoliopsida; Myrtales; Lythraceae. The record is from RefSeq and is a predicted model, not a curated record.